Messenger RNA from Trichoderma asperellum CBS 433.97, 1764 nucleotides. RefSeq lists its product as uncharacterized. Gene Ontology annotation, molecular function: potassium ion transmembrane transporter activity. NCBI's taxonomy places the organism in Eukaryota, Fungi, Ascomycota, Sordariomycetes, Hypocreales, Hypocreaceae. Gene Ontology annotation, cellular component: plasma membrane. The record is from RefSeq and is a predicted model, not a curated record. Gene Ontology annotation, biological process: potassium ion transmembrane transport.
AUGGGCUGCCUCACUCACCGCAGCAAAGAGGUCCGGCAAUAUACCGACCAGAAAUGGGACUACAUCAACCUCUCCGACUUCAAGGCCAAGGGCUGCGGCCCCAUCUUUGCCUACAUCACCCUCUGGAUAGGCCUCAUCAUCUCACUCGCCGUCUACGGAGUCGAUACCUUCACUGCCGUCCAGCUUCUCGUCUUCAACCGAUGGUCGUCCGAAAUCGAGCCCGCCAUUCCCAUUUCCAUCUCGAGAUGGAUCUUCUCAGGCUGCAUCAUCUUGUCCUUUAUCAAUCUCGGCUUCGAAUGGAUCCGCGCCGCUCGAAAGAUCAAGAGGGGCAACGUUGCUGAGGUCUAUCUGGACAGUCUUGCUGUGCGCUGGGAGUCUAUUCGCCUUGGAUCGGGGCAAGGAUUUAGACGGUUUCUUGUCUUUACGGAACUCACAAAGAGUAAAAAGGGUGCUGAGUAUAUCGCCCUAUUUACAUACUUUAGCUUUCAAUCCUGGAUCCGUGUCAUCUUUUGCACCAGCCCCCGUCAGGUUGUAAAUGCACUCACCUUACGAUCUGUCUACAUGGCAAAACUCGCUGUUUCUGAGAGUUCGGUCGAGGGCUCCAUUUCCUCCUUCUUUGACAAGAUCAAGACGCUCGCGCAACACGACUUCCGACAGGCUGCUAUUCUUGGAGGCAUGUGCUUCACUCUGGUCAUCUGGGUCUUUUCGGCUCUGUAUUUGAUUUCCGCUGCCCUCUUUUAUGUCUUUUUCCUCUUUCACUGGAUUCCUCGUGACGAUGGCGGCCUCACCGGCUACUGUGAGCGAAAGGUCAACAACUCCCUGCUCAAGAUUGUCACCAAGACUGUCAACAAGGCGCUUGCCAAGGGCCAGGUCGACAGGAUGAAGGCAGCCAUGAGCGAAAAGGGCGAAGCACAUCCGGAUGCCUCACUGCCGACUUUGCCAAACCUCGGCUUCGCGGCGCCGCAGCCACCUUUGCCGACUUAUACCUCGAGUCCGGGUACCCCUGUCAACGACUUCAAGCGGCCGAUGCCACAGCGAAGCAUGACAGGAGCCACCACGGCCUCGAGCUACUCAGCUCGAGCUCCGUUGAUCAGUUCGGCGGCUGAUAUGGGGUACUCAAAUCCAAGAUCGGCCUCGCCAGAAGACAUGCUCCCUGCCAUGCCAAAUCUUCAAAGAAGUGGAACGGGAGACUCAUUCAGAACCAGUGGUGGCGCUCGGCCGGACCUGAACCAUAUGAGGACUACGUCAAACUCCUCGUAUCGCCAGCAGCCGUUCACCGAGAGCCCCAUUAGCAUGGGUUCGGCGGCAGCAUCCCCGCUGUACGCGCCAACGGCAAGGCCUAUCCCGCCUCGAUUCGCCGACAGCUAUGGCGGGAACCAGCAAAUGCAGGACGACAGUCAAUCCUGGCGAGGCCCGCCGCCAAGGUCGUACACCUUUAACAACGAGGGUCGAUCCAGCCCAGCGCCAUCUGCCGCCGGGUCAACAUACUCUAGAGCACCGCAGGGGCCUAUGAGAAGCGCGACAAGCGCGUCAAACCAAGUACCUCUGCGCGGAAUGCGAUUCUCCCCUCAGCGACAAAUGACCGAGCCAAUGUCCAAUCCCAAUCGCUCUCCACCAGCAGACAAUUCCUACGCCGGACAACGCUUGCCGCCCAACACCAGACCACCGGUGCGCCAAAAUACCCAGGACUACUAUAACCCCCAGGCUCAAUCAGGAGCAUCCUAUAGCUAUGAUGUUGAAGCGCAGAGCAGUGGUAGAUAUUAG